This is a messenger RNA of Halichondria panicea, 973 nucleotides long. RefSeq lists its product as uncharacterized. Bases 97 to 750 code for a protein of 217 amino acids. The record is from RefSeq and is a predicted model, not a curated record. NCBI's taxonomy places the organism in Eukaryota, Metazoa, Porifera, Demospongiae, Suberitida, Halichondriidae. The transcript has 2 exons.
GCCUGGGAGAAUGUAGGUCAUGUGAGGGGUACAGUAUUUAAAGAGAGGCUCUGUAGUGAGAGAAGCUCAAAGGAUCUGUUGUAGCAGCUACUGACAAUGAAGUGUUUGGCUGUAUUCCUCGUGUUGAUUGGACUCUCCCUGGCCAUGCCAGUUGAGAAACAAAAUGCUGAAGCUGAGAAGAUUGACCUCGAUGAAUUGCUAGGAUUGAUCAAUACUAGUCUCUUCCCUUCACCCUCGGUAUGGCCCUCCUUUACAUGGCCCUCCUUUCCUACCAGGAAGGGUACAGCUAAUGCACAGGAAGAGCAGCAAGCUAAGGCUCAACUUGAUCCUCUCAGCAUUGCUACAAUAAUAGCAGCAUUGAUACUAGCUGGUGGUGGUAUUGUAGGUGCUGCAAUAGGAGCUGGUGGUAGCAAAGGACUCGACGAAAUUUCCCUUCAAGAACUAGCUGAUGCUCAAGGACCCAAGAAGAUCACGGGUAAAGUAGCAGGCAGUGUUGCUGACGGUGCAGUUAGUGGAGAAAUGGAUGGAGCAAUGGGUGGAACAAUCAAAAAUCUAGCCAUGGACAUCUCAGAGCUCGAUAGCCUCCUUGGAAAUCAUCAGGCUAUUCAACAAGACAAUGCUAAGGACAUACUAGUGGAUGAUUUGCUUUUUGCAGCCGCUGAUCAACUGGGGAAAACCCUUCUAACACAAGAGCAACUGAAAGAGCUUUUCCAGCUAGUUCAAAAGAUGGCUCCAUUGAUUAAGGGCUGAACAUGUGAACACACAGUCAUAGUAGAGUUGUAGCUAGUGGAACAAUUCCAGCUGCAUGAUUAUGAGUACGGUAGUUUAGAAAAGUUUGAACAGUUGACAAAAACUCCAAUAAGGAAUGAAUAGCAAGAGUAGCUACUCUUGGCUGUACAGUGCAUUCAGUAGCUAGAGAGAGUAGAUUAUCAAUCACAAAUGUUGAUAUUUUAUGAUUAGAAUUCUAAGAAAA